This is a messenger RNA of Culicoides brevitarsis, 1109 nucleotides long. Its product is annotated as Krueppel-like factor 6. The transcript has 7 exons. Gene Ontology annotation, molecular function: RNA polymerase II cis-regulatory region sequence-specific DNA binding; DNA-binding transcription factor activity, RNA polymerase II-specific. The record is from RefSeq and is a predicted model, not a curated record. Gene Ontology annotation, biological process: regulation of transcription by RNA polymerase II. The coding region runs from base 69 to 1109 and encodes 346 amino acids. NCBI's taxonomy places the organism in Eukaryota, Metazoa, Arthropoda, Insecta, Diptera, Ceratopogonidae.
AAAAAAAAUAAAUAAAAAUAAAAACAACACAAGGGAAAGGAUUACUCUCAUAACUGUUUAUAAAUUUAAUGGUUUACAUGAAUGGACUCGGCAAUGACCCUCUGUCUGCAAAAGAGGCAGAGGGGCCGCCAGUUCAAAUUGAGCCUGUUGACUUAAGUUUAAAAUCCAGUAGUUUACGUUCCUCUCGAAGCACGACAAUCUUCUCACGCCCAAAUGUAGUGAAUAAGAGGCCUCCCCCACCGCUCUUGGCAGCCCCGCACAUUCUCGCCUUACGACAAAAGUCGAAAGAUAUAUCGUCCUACAACUACAACAACAACAAUAACGUCCAGAAAUCGCCUCCACCGUCAUUGCAUGUGGCAAAUACGCUACUGCAGCGCGCAAUAAGCACCGUCGCAGCCAACACAUCACCGACAAACCUAAAUCUCAACAAUAACAAUCACUACUUAAUAAACUUAAAUGUCUUAGAAUCUCACACAAAAGGCCAGAAACUCUUAGCAACAAAUAAUCACCAUGCACAACAUCAUCAGCAUCCGCAGCAACAACAACAACUUACGUUAAGUAGCAAUAAUAAUAAUAACAAAUAUACGAAUAGUCCUAACAACAACAACAAUAACGAUGCCAGUAAUAAUAAUAACAAUAAUAGUAAAUUUAGCCAGUCUGCUGCAUUAUAUCUACAACAAAAACUCUACUCAGCUCUCUCGAAACCAACCACAUCAUUUACAAGUUCAACAUCGUUUCUGAACAACAACAACAAUAAUAACAACAACAACAUAAAUAAUAAAAAUGGCAAUGCAUUUAAAGCAAUGUUAGAUAGUAGCGCACUAAUAGCCGACCAGAAGAAUAGUAAUAAUAGCAGUAAGAAGCACAAAUGUGAUGGAUGUGAUAAGGUUUAUACCAAAAGUUCACAUCUCAAGGCACAUAAGAGAACGCAUACAGGUGAAAAACCCUACGUGUGCACUUGGGAAUCAUGUACCUGGCGUUUUGCAAGAUCUGACGAACUGACAAGACAUUUUCGAAAACAUACAGGGCUCAAACCAUUCCGUUGUAAAUUAUGUUCGCGAUCGUUUAGUCGCUCGGAUCACCUAAGUCUGCAUAUGAAAAGGCAUUAA